AUGAGUUCACCGACCCUCAAGGAGAACACAUUCUCCCAUAGCGGAGACAAGACCACCUUUUACUGGUCUGCUGGCCCUUCUGGGGGACCUCUCGUUAUCUUCAUCCACGGAUGGCCCGCCAACGGGGAGACAUGGAAGCCUCAACUUCUCACACUUGCGUCUCUGGGAUUCCGCGUCAUCGCACCGGACACUCGUGGCUAUGGACGUUCUAGCGUGCCUAAGGAGUACAGUGCCUAUGCUCUAGAGCACCAUGUCUCGGACAUGCUCGCAUUGCUUGCUCAUCUCGGCCGUAACAAGGCCGUCUGGAUCGGCCACGACUGGGGCGCUGGUCUCGUCUGGGGCUUCGCCGCGCAGCACCCGGAGAAGUGCGUUGGAGUGUGUUGCAUGACCGUGCCUUACUACGUUCUCGAGCACGGUUUGGAGGGCCUCGUCUCCCUCUCUAACCGCGACUUGUAUCCUGAGGAUAAAUACCCCCUCGCUCAAUGGGACUAUCAGGCUUUCCAUCAAGAGCAGCCCGAAGAGAGUGCCAAGCAGCUGGAGGCAAAUGUAACCAACACCGUCAAGCUGCUUUACCAACCGGGCAAGCCGGAUGCCUAUGGCAAGCCUGCACCCUUUGCGUCGAUGCGGGAAAAGGGCGGCUGGUUUGGUGGUGCCCCGGCUGCCCCGGACUUCCCCUUUGAGAAGACGUUGUUCAAGAAUGACAAACCUGCCUUUGACCGAAUGGUGGCUGAGUUUGAACAAAACGGUUUCGAGGGCCCCAACGACUACUACCGCAACCACGAAGCCAACAGAGUAUACACCAAGAAGGCCCCGAACGGGGGUCGGCUCAGCUAUCCGGUGCUAUUUAUAGAAGCACGCUGGGACGGCGUAUGCGAUACUGCGAUUUCCAGGCUAAGCGAGCCUAUGCGGGAGAUGUGCGACGAUCUCACCGAGGUGAGCAUCGAAGCGGGACACUGGGUCGCAAUGGAGAAGCCCGCGGAGACAAACGCUGCGAUUGUGAGAUGGAUUGCCACGAAGCUGCCGGCUUAUUUCCCUGGGUACUGGAAGACACCAUUUGUGUCCAACAAAUUGUGA
Messenger RNA from Colletotrichum truncatum, 1074 nucleotides. RefSeq names its product epoxide hydrolase. Lineage: Eukaryota; Fungi; Ascomycota; Sordariomycetes; Glomerellales; Glomerellaceae. The record is from RefSeq and is a predicted model, not a curated record. Gene Ontology annotation, molecular function: hydrolase activity.